AUGGGCGAUUUACGCAAAAAAAAGUCUCUACAGAAUAUUCACUUUCCAAAGCCUAAUCAUUUGGAUGCUAGAAUAGGUUCCUUUGUGAAGCGCAACCCGUUCUAUGAAGAGAGACUUCCCCCAUUAAAAGUAUGUGCCCAUGAAAAUCAAGAACAAGAUUCUCUGCUAAAAGAGCUUAAUAUAAUCCUUACUCCGUAAUAUCUUUUAAUUCAGAUUUUUUUUAUGAAUUGCAAUAACUUGUUGUCGCUUUAUUUAAAUAGCAUUUAUGAAAAUUUUAAUAUUAAGCCUUCAUAUUGUGCUAACUUUAUUAGCGGAAUACAGCUAAAAAAAUGGUAGAGAUAAUAUUAUUUAUUUUUUUAAAAAAAAUUAAUAUAUCUGAAAUGAUUUAAGUAUAAAAAUAGGUCCUUACUGGCAAUUAUUUAUUAAUUUUUAUCUAGAAUAAAGUAGCACCAGAGAUUCAGCAAGCCAUCAAUGCCUUUACCGAAACUUUGAAAGAAAUCUCCAUCCCCUGGUUUUGUUCAAAAACAUCAAAUUGAGCGCCCUCCAAGUCUAAAGAUGAAUCCUAUAGUUCUUGACGAAAAAUUCCAAGAAUUAAAUUCUUCUAUGAGCACUUGUGGAAGUUCUAAAAAUUCCAGUUUUGAGAAUUUGCUGUAA
This is a messenger RNA of Blepharisma stoltei, 654 nucleotides long. The record is from the annotation of a GenBank genome assembly. NCBI's taxonomy places the organism in Eukaryota, Ciliophora, Heterotrichea, Heterotrichida, Blepharismidae.